UUAUUUUUUACGUUUUACUUAAAUAUUUACGUUAUACACAACACAAAAAACUACAUAUUUGAAAAUGUUACAAAAUUGUAAUGUUGUGUCAAUGAUAUUUUAUUUAUUGGGAUGAGACGUUAUUGGACCAGCAGUGGCCAAUUAUGGAUGUCAAAAUGUUCUUGCUACCUGAUCAACGACAAUCGCACGCUCCGCCCGCAAGUUACGUUAUUCCCUGGUGAUCGUUGCGAUCGUCGCUUCGAGGUAACGUGAUUCCCCUCCGUCGAGCGACGGAUAUGUUUAACUGAGCUAUCACGUGUGCACUCACAGAUAAAACCACAUCAGAUUAGAAGAACAAAGACGCUCGCCUAUCGAUCCAAAUACACACGAGUGUGACUGAUCAUAAUUGCUCUUUCAGAGUUGUGAGUCGCCGUGAUGGAGGCCGCGGCGGCAUCAGUCCUGACGCGAGCGGUCGAGAUGGACAAGAAAGAGCGAUACACAAUGGCAUUGGUGCUGUACCAGGAGGGCGUGCAGAUCCUCCUCGACACGAUAAAAGAGACGAAGGAAGUCCGCAAAGUGGAGUACCUCACGUCCAAGGCGAAGGAGUACCUCGACCGGGCCGAGAAGGUAAAAGAGCUGAUCAGCAGGAGGAAGUCGAUCGGCACGUACAGGGAGUUGAGCAGGAUCGAGGACGGGUCGACCGGGCACGGCUACGCGAGUGUCUUCGGCAGAUUCCUGGACGCUACUGUUACGCAUAUCGACAUCGAGGAUCCGUACAUACGGGUCUUUCAUCAGUGCCAGAAUCUGGUCAGAUUGUGCGAAUUAGCUGUACAGAAGUGCUCUGCACUGACCAGUAUAUCCCUACUGACGACUUGCAUUGCAGAGGAACAUAACGGGCAGGAGCAAAUCACGAGAUUAGCUGAACUGAAGGAGAGUCUGGCGAAUCGCAACAUCGCUUUCGACUUUUCCUUUUCCGAGACGUUGCAUGACAGGCAGAUCAAAUUAAGUAACGGAUGGGUGAUAAAAAUCGGGCGUGGAUUAGACUAUUUUAAGGCACCAGAGGGCAAAUUUGUUCUCGGCUCGUGCGAUUUGGAGUUAAGGCCGUGUCUGGAGACUACUGUAGACAUUUUUCAUAAAAAUCAACUUAAGGGCGGAGCAAAUUAAGACAUUCAAUUAACAAGAUAAUGGUUAAUAGAUAUAUAUAUAUUUUUAUAAAUGCGUAUGUGUAUUAUGGCACAUUUUUUUAGCACAUUACAAAAUAAAGUAUUCAUAUUUUUUACAGUACACAACCUUGCAAUACGGUGCGUCGAAAAUUACAUGUAAAUCUGUACAUUUUUAACAUACAUACUUGUUUUCCCCGCGUUACGCUUUUUUAUAAUAUAAUAAAAUACCGUGAUUAUAUUAUA
Messenger RNA from Monomorium pharaonis (pharaoh ant), 1385 nucleotides. RefSeq names its product MIT domain-containing protein 1. Bases 415 to 1143 code for a protein of 242 amino acids. The record is from RefSeq and is a predicted model, not a curated record. The transcript is spliced from 4 exons. NCBI's taxonomy places the organism in Eukaryota, Metazoa, Arthropoda, Insecta, Hymenoptera, Formicidae.